Messenger RNA from Scylla paramamosain (green mud crab), 2685 nucleotides. RefSeq lists its product as uncharacterized. The record is from RefSeq and is a predicted model, not a curated record. Lineage: Eukaryota; Metazoa; Arthropoda; Malacostraca; Decapoda; Portunidae. The transcript has 2 exons. The coding region runs from base 141 to 1100 and encodes 319 amino acids.
UGGAGCUGUUCUUCUGGCGGGGCCACAUUCUGCAACACCUCUGUGGGGCACCUCCACUACUUUCCAAAGGCUCCAGUGUUGCUGUUGUUUGACAGCCUGUGGCGCAGGGACUGCACCGCCGCCAGCCCACGCCAGCAGUGAUGUGGGCAGGAAGUGUGGUGGUGCUGGUGCUGGCAGUGCUGGCUCUCGGGGCAAACUUCCCUCCCCCUCGUCCCCCCUUCCUGUGCCCCUCGCAUCAUGACAACACCGGAUAUGACGGCGCCAGGCACAGCAGCACCAGCACGCCCCUUGAAGAACGCGUGUGUGUGCAGUGUACAUCACGGCAAGGCACGCAUGAAUCACUGGCGCUCAUGAUUGCCUCGUGUGGGGCGGCCUGGCAGGAUUACAAGGUGCAGGCGCAGUGUUUCAGAGGCACGACCAUUCCUGACGCCUUUAUGGGAGUCCCUUACACCAACCCCUUUACUAACCGCACCUAUGUCAACGCUUACUGCGCCAUCUGUAACGGUGAAGACCCCACCCGGCUAGAUCCCUGGCUGUUCUCCUUGGUCUGUGAGGACGCAAGGCGCCCGCUGUACAGACCAGACCACUACGACGGCGUCUACUUCGACAGUGUGGACCACCACAUCGUGUACUUCAGUGACGGAACGUGGAACGCCAUCUCGCCUGAUGUGGCUGUCUCAGCAUCCCUUCCCUGCCACACUGCCAUUGCAGAACCCAUUCGUGUUGUGCACGCAGGUCAUGGGACUCCACGUCCUCCACACCAUUCAACACCGCCACUUUGCUUUUCUCGGUCAGCCUCCAGCGGUGUGGCCCCGAGGAAGUGCUGGAGCUGGAGUCUGAUCUCUGCAGAAAGGUCAUUUGUCCACGCCCGGAUGAUAAGUUUCGUAAAGGAAGAUGUGUCACUGUGCCACAGGGUGCCACUGUCAGCACGCAGGGCGCUGCCAUCAACACGCAGGGCCCCGCGGCACCGUACUGUGCCGUCCGCCACUCCUGCGCCGUGCCUUGGCUCUCAGACAGAGGGUGCCGCUGCGACGCCUCCUGCAGGGAGUACGGGGACUGCUGCCGUGACUCACACCACUACGACGAGGCGCAGCAAAUGAAGAACUUUGCCUCGCAUACUUGUGUUGCUGGACCCACGCCCGCGUACGCGAAGACCAAGUGUUCGGAGGACUGGGGCGAUGAGGAGGUGCUGGCGCUGUGCCUGAAGGGAAACAAGACCCCUGGCGGUAGUGGCAGCCUGUUCCCCGUCACCAGCACCACCACGGCUCACACCUACAUCGACCACCACUGUGCCAUCUGUAGCGGCGAGGACCUGGCCCACCUACGCGUGUGGCUCGCUCGUCUUGAGUGUGCAGAUUGGCCCCUCAAGUAUCAGCGCCCCAGAUGACGAAGACUACAGUAUUGUGUUCGGGGAUUCUGACUCUGGUGAGGGAAGAUGAGGCAUUUUGAAGCCUAGCCAUGGUCCCUCGUCCUUCAGGCCUUGUUCCCUGACCUCUGUAGCUCCCGGAGAUGUGAAGAACUACACAAGAGAGUGUGAUCCUGAGUUAGUGGCGACUUGUGGCCCUGAGGCGCAGGAACACCAGCGUGUCUUUUGUCAGCCUUACGUAGCCACGGUGUACCAGGGUAGCCACGCAUUCAGGAACCAACAUUGUGUGUGCCUCCUGCAAUGGCUAUGAGCAGUACGAGUGUGUGUGGAUUGUCCCGACGAUUCCAGGACUCGGUGUGAGUGUUCAUGAUGCUGCUAGACUCCUCAGACCACAGCGGCAGUAACUUUGUCGGAUUCACUGGCCAGUGUGGAGGGAAAUGUGCGGGACAGAGUCUGGCAAGCACAGGAAAAUCUUUUGUUCUGCAGCGUCUCUGCCCAUCUCUGCACCCUCUGCUGUGCACCAUGCGAGGAGCCCGCCAAGGACAGGAAAGUUGGGAUCUUUCUUCACAGCAGCCGGGACAAGCACCACCACGGGGCCAGGCACAGCUGCCGGGACAGGCACCACCACGUGGCCAGGCACAGCUGCCAGGACAGGCACCACCACGGGGCCAGGCACAGCUGCCGGGACAGGCACCACCACGUGGCCAGGCACAGCUGCCAGGACAGGCACCACCACGGGGCUAGGCACAGCUGCCGGGACAGGCACCACCACGGGGCCAGGCACAGCUGCCAGGACAGGCACCACCACGGGGCCAGGCACAGCUGCCAGGACAAAGACUCUGCAGGCGGCGCCGACACGCGGUGAUGCCGCCGGCGAGGGGCUCGGUGACUGCCCCGGGGUGCUGCCGCCUGAGGCAGAGUUCAUCAGGCAGACGGACGGGUCCCUGCAAGUGCCGGCACAGGGACGCACGUACCACGCUGGGGAGUACGAGGGCGCAGAGGGGGGCGUGCUGGUGUACGGGUCUGUACGCAAGUUCUCGGCAGCACUGGGGUGGGUGAGCACCGUGGGGCUGAGUCUGUCCUGCCUGGCCCUGGCGCUGCACCUCGCCGCCUUCUGCGUGGCGCCCAGCCUCAGGAACCGUGCUUCGGCAAGCACGGGCGUCUGGCGUGGUGGUGUAAUGCGCGUCGUGUCUUUUGUAUCAGUUAGGAAGAGCAGGGGACCCAGCACAGAGCCCUGGGGCCCCCUGCCGUGCACCUUCACUCUGCUGGACGCUGCUGCAUGUACUAUUGUGCCUCUACAUGCUGCACCUGCUGGAGGU